ACUGUAUUAUCGAUAAGAAGAAACAAACAAUAUGGAAGCCACUCGCAAAAUAAAAUUUAUUUAUUCUAAAAAUAAUCAAUCAAACAUAAUACAAUUAUUUUUGACAUACGAUUUAUAACAAUUAUUUAAUAAGUUUAUGGCAGUAUACAGUAUAUUUUGUUUAUAAUAAAAACACAAUAAAUAAUUGAUUAUUUCAAAGAUACAUGAUCAAUGUUAGACGAAUGGUAUUGUCGUUCAAUAGCAAAUAACAAUGCAGAUAUGGAAGACGAUGAGGAUGACAGCCCUGAUGAAGAAAUGCCAAAUUACAAAGAUCAAUAUCGUAAUUUAAAAAGAAAGCUUAAAUUUUUAAUUUAUGAAAAUGAAUGUUUUCAAGAAGCAUUACGUUCAACACAACGAAAAUUAUUAAAAGUAAAUCGUGAUAAAAGUUUUUUACUUGAUCGUUUAUUACAAUAUGAAAAAGUUGAUAAUUCAUUUAGUGAAAGUGAUGUUACUGAAUCAUCAGAGGAUGAAAAUCCACGUAUUGAACCAGUGAAAAAGAAAAAAUUAGAUAAUACAUUAAAUCAUAAUAAUAUGAAUAAUAGUACAUCACAAAUUGUAUCAACAAUGCCAAUAACUCCAACAACAACAGCAAUAACAUCAACACCACAAUUACCACCACCACCAACAACAACAACAACGACAGCAAUAACAACUGCAAUAAUACCAACAAUAAAACCAAUAAGUACAAGUAAAAAGAAAAAAAUAACAACACCAAAACAACCAAAAGUACAAAAUAUUAAUCCACCAAUACAAACAAAUAAUAUUAGUUCAAUGGUAACAAUGAUGUCUGAUGGUCAUAUGACACCUGAAGAAGUUGAAAGACAUUUAGAAUCACGACAAACAUAUCUGGAACUUGUACCAGAAAAAGCACCACCAACAGUACCAACUGAAAUGUUUAGUAAUGAUCCAUCUCUUGAUAGUGAAUCAAAUGAUAUUGGAGAACUUGAAGCAUCACCAAGUCAUUUAGGUGAUGAUUGUUUGAGUGUUGACAUGAUGGCUGAAUAAUAAGAAAUUCAUAUAUUUUUUUUU
This is a messenger RNA of Aphidius gifuensis, 1068 nucleotides long. RefSeq names its product INO80 complex subunit E. Gene Ontology annotation, cellular component: nucleus; Ino80 complex. The coding region runs from base 211 to 1044 and encodes 277 amino acids. The record is from RefSeq and is a predicted model, not a curated record. Lineage: Eukaryota; Metazoa; Arthropoda; Insecta; Hymenoptera; Braconidae. The transcript is spliced from 3 exons. Gene Ontology annotation, biological process: chromatin remodeling.